CACAUCAACCGUCGAAAUUCAAUUGAAAAAUGACACAAUAUUUCCAGAUUGAAUCUCUUUUUCUAAAUGAUUUUUAUCUAACGCUCUAUCCAAAGUGGUCAUUAAUAAAUGAAUGGUUUGGAUUACUGAACCGAGGUCCUCAAUUGUCAUAAAUCAAAACACGUGUAUACCAUGGAAAGACAUGGACCACACGUAAUCACAUAUAAUGGUCCAGACCACCACCGAAAAAAAAAAAAAGGGGGGAAAUAAAGAAAAAGCAGUAAAAGCGAGCCCAACUGGAAAUGGAGGAGAUGAUGAUGGAAGGCCAUGAAGGCGUCAUCAGCCCCACCACCAUCAACGGCCCUCCUUUAUCAAGCUCCUGCUGGAAAUUCUACCAAAACCCAUGCUUUCAUUCCCCCUACUACCACCAUCACCAACAUUACCAGCAACAAACCCAUCGUUCUUACAUCAAUCUCCCUCUCUCCGCCCGCAAGCUCGCCGCUUCCUUCAGCCACCACAUCUCCUUCUUCCACCACCCCAUGAGCCCCUUUCCUCCUUCCAUGCACUCCGACCUCGAUAUCGCCCGGACCCACAUGGCGGAAUUGACGGCCGAGAUCGAAUUCGAGCGGAGGCUGCGGAAACAAGCGGAGUCGAUGAAUAAGCGGCUGGCGAGAGAGGUUCUGGAGGAGAGGAGGAAGCGGGAAGCAAUGGAGCGUGCCUGUGAGGAGCUCGCGAAGGAGAUUGCCUGUAUGAAGGAGGAGAUCGAUGAGAUGAAGAGAGAAAUGGAAGAAGAGAGAAAGAUGCUGAGGAUUGCUGAGGUCUGGAGGGAAGAGAGAGUGCAGAUGAAGCUCUCCGAAGCGAGGAUUUUCAUGGAGGAGAAAAUGCUAGAGCUGUCCAAGGUGAAGGCCGAGGAGGAGGGAGAGGUCGAGGUUAAAAGGGAGGAGGGCAUUUUGGGGAUUGGCGAUUUGGGCGGGGGUAUUUGUGGGAAUUCGGCUCGGUCACCAACUAAACGGAAGGGGUCUCUUGAAGUGGAGAAUCCUCACAUAAGGAGAGGGAUCAAAGGGUUCGUGGAGUUUCCGAAGGUGGUUCGAGCCGUGGGUUCGAGAGGGAGGCAGCUGGGUUCGAAGCUAGAGUGUCAGAAGGCUCAGCUCCGGCUUUUCUUGAGGCAGAAGAACCCGGUCGGGUUGGGGGUUGCUGGACCGGAUAACGUCCGGCUCGUUAUGGGAUAAUGAUUUUGGGGUUGCAAGGGUUUUCGGUUGAAGAAGACUGUAGAUGGACCGAAAUAGUCGUGGCAUGGUCUAUCAAGGUGGUAUCAACAGAUUAAUGGUUUGCAUUAUGAACCAUAGGUGAUAUUUUUUACAAAUUGAGAAGUCGAGUAAACAUCCAUAUCAUUGGGUCGAGGAUCGUGUAAAUCCUAUGCUUAAGUUGCUGAAAGUUGUUGUGAAAAGGGGAGGAAAAUGGCUUGUAAUUUGUUUAUAUGGAUAUUGUAAUUCAUGAAUGUGGACCGUCUUUAUUUAUACAGUUUUUACAAUAAUCAAAAGCUUAUCUUUUUGAAA
Magnolia sinica is the source of this 1535-nucleotide messenger RNA. RefSeq names its product protein BRANCHLESS TRICHOME-like. The transcript has 2 exons. Bases 282 to 1208 code for a protein of 308 amino acids. Lineage: Eukaryota; Viridiplantae; Streptophyta; Magnoliopsida; Magnoliales; Magnoliaceae. The record is from RefSeq and is a predicted model, not a curated record.